GACGCGCUCGAGCCCGCACCACGCGACAGGGACGGACAAGAUGGCGAUGAGUUCAGCACCGGAGGAGUUUCUGCCGUGAAGGAGCAGCGAGACACCACGAUGCCCUGGGAGGCUCCCGUUUCUCAGCUCACCAUGGUAAUAUGAGGCCAGUGUGAAACGUUGACCCGCUCACACAGACUCGCACACAGACGGUCAGUUAUUGACUGACGCAGCCAGUCGGCAGGCAGGCGUGUGUAAUGGACAGGUGUAAGCAUGUGGGGCGGCUGCGGCUGGCCCCGGACCACUCCAUCCUCAACCCUCAGAAGUGGCACUGCGUCGACUGCAACACCACCGAGUCUAUAUGGGCCUGCCUGGGCUGCGCUCAUGUGGCGUGCGGCCGCUACAUCGAGGAACACGCGCUGCAGCACUUCCAGCAGCAGCGCCACCCGUUGGCUAUGGAGGUUAAUGAACUUUACGUUUUUUGCUACUUGUGUGACGACUAUGUGCUGAACGACAACGCUACCGGAGACCUCAAGCUGCUUCGUAGUACGCUCAGUGCCAUCCAGAGCCAGCGCUAUGAGGUUACUACACGCAGUGGGCGCACCCUCCGCUCGGCUAGCGCUGCCCCCGAUGCCCUCAUGCCAUGCGGUGCCCGCGAGCUGCAGCUGAAGGACGAGGAUAGGAUGUUUACUGCCCUCUGGCACCGGCGCCGGGCGCUUAUGGGACGUGUCUUUCGCUUCUGGUUUGGACUGACUGAAUGUGGACAGAAGAGGGAGGAGGAAGAGAGGAAGAGGGAGGAGGAGGAGGAUCAGAAAAGGGAAGCACGGGAGAGGAGGCGAGCUGUAAAGAGACAGCUACAGGAGGAGCUGGAGAAUGCUCCUCUGAGAAAGAGUCGCCGUUUACGUCGGAAGAGCCAGAGAGUUGCAGAUGCGGCGGUCACAACGGCAUCUCGGAGGGAAAUCAACAAGGUGAAAACCCCUACGUCCCCAACCUCCACCCGCAGGCCACGGACUCAAAGCCCAAGUACUGCUACCCCCCAAAAAGCUAGACAGACAAAAAAGGUCCCACCACCUCCAAGGCUCCGGAGCCAUUCUUCUGCCGCCAAAUCUAAGCCCAAAACAACCUCAGCGACCCCCCGUGCUGCCCAAACACCUGUUCGCCGCAAGCAAAGUACCAAACAGGGAGGCUCACCCUUUAAACGGCGUCCCACAGUCACUCCGGGAGUGACAGGCUUGAGGAAUUUAGGCAACACUUGUUAUAUGAACUCCAUCCUGCAGGUGCUAAGUCACCUGCACGUCUUCAGGGAGUGCUUUCUGCGCCUGGACCUGACCCAGGCUCUGGAGCUACUGGCAACUGCCGUCCACGGCCAACUGGCAGGGAAGUCUUUCUCCGACUCAGCCCUGUCCCAGAGGAAGGGGCUUCAGACCAGCUCCGGCUCUGGGGCAGGACUGAGCGGUGGAGCGUCACGCGCCCGCAGCAUGGAGCUGAUACAACCCAAAGAGCCGAGCUCGAAGCACAUCUCUCUCUGCCAUGAGCUGCACACCUUGUUCCAGGUCAUGUGGUCGGGCAAGUGGGCGCUGGUGUCACCGUUCGCCAUGCUCCACUCGGUGUGGCAGCUGAUUCCAGCGUUCAGGGGCUACGCUCAGCAGGACGCUCAGGAGUUCCUGUGCGAGCUGCUGGACAAGGUGCAGCACGAGCUGGAAAGCACCGGUAAGCACACGACCACCGCGGGAGUUCCACAGAAACGACUCAUCAAGCAGGUGCUCAGCGUCGUCAACACCAUCUUUCACGGCCAGCUCCUCAGCCAGGUCACAUGCCUGGCGUGCGACCAUCGCUCCAACACGGUGGAGCCGUUCUGGGAUCUGUCUCUGGAGUUCCCUGAGCGGUAUCACAGUAAUAGCAGGGAGUCAGCCGCGCAGGCUUCGUGCCAUCUGACCGAGAUGCUGGCCAAGUUCACAGAGACCGAAGCGCUGGAGGGAAACAUCUACGCUUGUGACCAGUGUAACUCUGCUCGCCGGCGGACCUCCUCCAAACCCGUCAUCCUGACCGACGCACAGAAACAGCUGAUGGUCCACAAACUGCCUCAGGUCCUGCGGCUGCACCUCAAACGGUUCAGGUGGUCUGGGCGGAACCACCGGGAGAAGAUCGGAGUCCACGUCAGCUUCGACCAGCUUCUGGACAUGGAGCCGUACUGCUGCCUCGAGCCCUCGCCCAGAGGGGCGGCCUGUUCCAGUCCCAGCAGCCCGAGCUCCCCCGGCUCGCCGCGCCCCAAGCACUUCCUCUACGAACUCUCCGCUGUGGCUAUGCAUCAUGGGAAGGGCUUCGGCUCAGGCCACUACACGGCCUACUGCUACAACACAGCAGGUGGCUUCUGGGUUCACUGUAAUGACUCUAAGAUGAACGUGUGUUCGGUGGAGGAGGUCUGCCGAGCUCAGGCCUACAUCCUCUUCUACACACAGCGAGUAACUCAGGACAAAGACCGGCCGCUAUAGGACCACGACCCCCUGAACCUCCUCCUCCUCCUCCUCCUCCUCCUCGUCGCCGCCUCCUCAGCGAGACGACACCAGCACAGCCCCACCUAUCGCUCUUUCUCUCUUCCCUCUCUUUCUUUGGGCAUUUCAUAUCCCGGGAGGAUGGGUCUUUUUUAGUCUAUUUUUCUAAAGGAAAAAGAAAAGAGAGGAAGAACUCCUUUUUUUAAAACCUGGUUCUGCUUUGUGAACUUCUUGUAUAUGGUGUUUAUAUGUAGGUAUUUUAAAAAAAAACGAGAAAAAGGUGGUGAUGUUUUGUGUACAGUUGAAUUUUUUAUUAUAAAUAAGAGUAUCAGCCAAGAUGUGUCUCGGUAGCAGCUGACAGAUUCUGACUACACACACGUACACGUGUCCUCUGCAGGUUGUACAGGUGGAUCCACGUGUCGGCCUCCCUGCGGUGGGGGCUUGUUGAUUGUAAAUUCUGUUUGUUUGUUUGAAUCAAGUGAAAUGUUCCUCAGUCACUUUAGAUAGUCAACACAGAACUGGAUGUCGGCUGUAAAACGUCACUCGCUCGCUAGAAAAUGGCCGCCCUGUUUCUCACAGACGUAAACGUGGUUUUUCCUGCCUGAAAUGCACUAAUCACGGCAGAACAGGUCGUUAGAACUCGGACUUCUUGAUAUUAGUUAGUUAAAAGAUCUGUGCACGUGCGGAAGUUUAUUUCUCACUCUGAAGUUCUCCUGGGUCUGUCAGGAAACACUGCAGACCCGAAGCCAAAGCCUUGAGGGGGAUGUUUGGAAAAAAAACUCCCAGCGUUUCCCAAACGGUUCCUCUUUUUUGUAACGGAGAAAAAGAAAAGUCUCCAAGAGGACGAUUUUGGGCUCAAUGCUGCCACCUCUCUGCUCCAGAAUGUAAUUGUCUUCGGAGUCUGAACCAACCACACAGAAACGAGCGUUCUUUAAAAGUGCCCUUUUGUCAAAAAGCUGAUAUUUUUAUAGUUCAUAUCAAGGCAGUGACGUGGAAUGUGCACGGCUGCCGUCCCACGCAAACCAGCAUCUAGAUAAUGAAUGUAUUUUUAUACGCAAUCCUUCUCAGAGGUUUUCUAGAAAAGAGGCCAUGGACUGUUUUUAAAGUUUUUAUACAAACGCUAUGAAUUCACCAGCAGCAGAUUUCACUGUUCUCCAGGAAGUGGGUGUGUGUACUGUACGUGUUUGGUAAAACAUCCUGAUUCAUCAUGAAUUCAGGAUGUGAUAUUUAUCUCCGUAUUGGAGAAACAGAAAAAAUCUCCACCUCAAUCGUGUUCCCUCAGGAUUUGUGUCAGAGGGAAAUUCAAAGCACACUUCAUGUUUUUAUUUACCGUCUUUAUCAUCGUGACACAUUGUAUUUUUUUGGUUACUACUCCAUGGAUUUAUGUGUGUGUAAAUUUAUGGAAGUUAUACUAUGCAAAUUGUUACCUCAAUUUUUUUUCUAGAGAAAAUUACCUCAAUAAAUGAGAAUAUUUUUUCAUUUUUCUACAUAA
This is a messenger RNA of Hippoglossus stenolepis (Pacific halibut), 3963 nucleotides long. It is a transcript of the gene usp44, whose product is annotated as ubiquitin specific peptidase 44. Gene Ontology annotation, biological process: protein deubiquitination. Gene Ontology annotation, molecular function: cysteine-type deubiquitinase activity; zinc ion binding. NCBI's taxonomy places the organism in Eukaryota, Metazoa, Chordata, Actinopteri, Pleuronectiformes, Pleuronectidae. The coding region runs from base 237 to 2471 and encodes 744 amino acids. The transcript has 6 exons. Gene Ontology annotation, cellular component: cytoplasm. The record is from RefSeq and is a predicted model, not a curated record.